UCCCGUUCUGCGAAACCCUAACCCACCGUCAAAUGGAAAAGAAGCAACAACAUCCCAAAGCCGAUCAACGCCCCGUCUCCAAGAAAAAGCGAUGCGUCGGUUUUUCCUGCAUCGAAAAAAAGAGGGGGCAGGGGGAUAAUCUUCAAGUUCUUGCUCUGGGAAUCAAAAUAGGAUUUUCCACUCCGGUAUUGAAGUUAGGUAAAUACAAAGAGGUUGUUGUGGAUAUUCAUUCUCUCUUCGCUGACGUACAAUCUCUUUCCACUACUCUCUAUAGGAAGGUGAAAGAGUGUGAGAACUUAUCUGUCAGAUCCACUGAGCAAGUUGCUGAAAUAAACAAGUUGCAAGCUAUGGUACAAGAUUUAAAGGACAGUGAUGUGGAGUUGAAGUUGAAGUUGAUAUGGGAUAUUUAUAGGCAUGAAUUUACUGAUUUAAGUUCCAGAUGGUUAUAAUUAUUUUAUCGGUGACUGAAGAGAUGUUUGGAAAGCUAGAGAUUCAGAAUAUAAAGCACAGGCUCGUCUUCAUAGUUUGAAAUCUUGUAUUGAUGAGUAAAAUUUGGAGUUACGUGUUAAGACAGCCAAUAAAGCUGAAGCGAUUAUCAUUUGAAGAAAUUCUCAUUAGCCAGAUAUAAAUGUACUGGAAGUAGUAUGUCUAGUAUUGAUGCAGUUGGUUGCUUUAUUUAUAUUAUCAUCUAGAUUUUAUCUAUCAAACAACGGGCUUAUGAGAAGGGUGUGAAAAAUGUCAAUUAUAUU
Messenger RNA from Hibiscus syriacus, 749 nucleotides. RefSeq lists its product as uncharacterized. Gene Ontology annotation, cellular component: HULC complex; nucleus. Lineage: Eukaryota; Viridiplantae; Streptophyta; Magnoliopsida; Malvales; Malvaceae. Gene Ontology annotation, molecular function: ubiquitin protein ligase activity. The coding region runs from base 33 to 449 and encodes 138 amino acids. The record is from RefSeq and is a predicted model, not a curated record. The transcript has 7 exons.